Bubalus bubalis (water buffalo) is the source of this 3172-nucleotide messenger RNA. It is a transcript of the gene MCM3, whose product is annotated as minichromosome maintenance complex component 3. Gene Ontology annotation, biological process: DNA strand elongation involved in DNA replication; DNA replication; mitotic DNA replication initiation. Gene Ontology annotation, molecular function: ATP hydrolysis activity; single-stranded DNA binding; ATP binding. The record is from RefSeq and is a predicted model, not a curated record. Gene Ontology annotation, cellular component: MCM complex; nucleus. The transcript has 17 exons. Lineage: Eukaryota; Metazoa; Chordata; Mammalia; Artiodactyla; Bovidae. Bases 198 to 2624 code for a protein of 808 amino acids.
CCCGGAAAAGAAGCAGCUCUCGAUUGGAUGCUCUCUGUUGAAGCGUAAGAAAAUCAGCCAAUCGGAAUGUACAUACGCUCCAUGAUACCCCGCCCCCUGCUUGAGGUUACUUUUUUUUGGCGGGAAAAGUUGGGACGUUUUCGCGCCGGGGCUUAUUAGCCAAAGGCCCUCCGCGCAGAAAUUCUCGGGCGGCGAGCAUGGCGGGGACCGUGGUGCUGGACGAUGUGGAGCUGCGAGAGGCGCAGAGAGACUACCUGGACUUCCUGGACGACGAGGAAGACCAGGGAAUUUAUCAGAGCAAAGUUCGGGAGCUGAUUAGUGACAACCAGUACCGGUUGAUCGUCAACGUGAAUGACCUGCGUAGGAAAAAUGAGAAGAGGGCCAACCGCCUCCUGAGCAAUGCCUUUGAGGAGCUGGUUGCCUUCCAGCGGGCCUUGAAGGAUUUCGUGGCCUCCAUUGAUGCUACGUAUGCCAAGCAAUACGAGGAGUUCUACAUAGGCUUGGAGGGCAGCUUCGGCUCCAAGCACGUCUCUCCUCGGACCCUUACCUCCUGCUUCCUGAGCUGUGUCGUCUGUGUGGAGGGCAUUGUUACUAAAUGCUCUCUAGUUCGUCCCAAAGUCGUCCGCAGUGUCCACUAUUGUCCUGCUACCAAGAAGACCAUAGAGCGACGUUAUUCUGAUCUCACCAGCCUGGUGGCCUUUCCUUCCAGCUCUGUCUAUCCCACCAAGGAUGAGGAAAACAAUCCCCUUGAGACAGAAUACGGCCUUUCUGUCUACAAGGACCACCAGAUCAUCACCAUCCAGGAAAUGCCGGAGAAGGCCCCCGCCGGCCAGCUUCCCCGUUCCGUGGACGUCAUCCUGGAUGACGACUUGGUGGACAGAGUGAAGCCUGGCGACCGGGUGCAGGUGGUGGGGACCUACCGCUGCCUUCCUGGGAAGAAGGGAGGCUACACCUCAGGCACCUUCAGGACUGUCCUGAUUGCCUGUAACGUCAAACAGAUGAGCAAGGACGUUCAGCCUGCCUUUUCCGCUGAGGACAUAGCCAAGAUCAAGAAGUUCAGUAAAACCCGUUCCAAGGAUAUCUUUGACCAGCUGGCCCGGUCACUGGCGCCCAGCAUCCACGGGCACGACUAUGUCAAGAAGGCGAUCCUCUGCUUGCUGUUGGGUGGGGUGGAGCGAGACCUCGAGAACGGCAGCCACAUCCGUGGGGACAUCAAUAUCCUCCUCAUAGGAGACCCGUCGGUCGCCAAGUCCCAGCUGCUGCGGUAUGUACUAUGCACGGCGCCGCGGGCCAUCCCCACCACCGGCCGGGGCUCCUCCGGUGUGGGUCUCACAGCUGCUGUCACCACAGACCAGGAGACAGGUGAGCGCCGUCUGGAGGCGGGGGCCAUGGUCCUGGCUGACCGAGGCGUGGUUUGCAUCGAUGAGUUUGACAAGAUGUCUGACAUGGACCGCACGGCCAUUCAUGAGGUGAUGGAGCAGGGCCGAGUCACCAUCGCCAAGGCCGGCAUCCACGCCCGCCUCAACGCCCGCUGCAGUGUUUUGGCAGCUGCCAACCCCGUCUACGGCAGGUAUGAUCAGUACAAGACCCCCAUGGAGAACAUCGGGCUGCAGGACUCGCUGCUGUCCCGAUUUGACCUUCUCUUCAUCAUGCUGGACCAGAUGGAUCCCGAGCAGGACCGGGAGAUCUCGGACCAUGUCCUCCGAAUGCACCGCUACAGGGCACCUGGAGAGCAGGAUGGUGACGCUAUGCCUCUUGGCAGUGCUGUGGAUAUCCUGGCCACGGACGAUCCCAACUUCAGCCCUGACGACCAGCAGGACACCCAGAUCUAUGAGAAGCAUGACAACCUUCUGCAUGGGAUCAAGAAGAAGAAGGAGAAGAUGGUGAGUGCGGCAUUCAUGCGGAAGUACAUCCACGUGGCCAAAAUUAUCAAGCCGGUGCUGACGCAGGAGUCGGCCGCCUACAUCGCGGAGGAGUACUCACGCCUGCGCAGUCAGGACAGCAUGAGCUCGGAUACAGCCAGGACGUCUCCAGUGACAGCCCGGACCCUGGAAACCCUGAUUCGCUUGGCCACAGCCCACGCCAAGGCCCGCAUGAGUAAGACUGUGGACCUGCAGGAUGCAGAGGAGGCUGUGGAGCUCGUCCAGUACGCUUACUUCAAGAAGGUUCUCGAGAAGGAGAAGAAACGUAAGAAGCGAAGUGAGGAUGAAUCGGAUGCGGAAGAUGAAGUGGAGAAGAGCCAGGAGGACCAGGAGCAGAAGACGAAGAGGAGGAGGACCCAUCCCUCAGACGCCAAGGAAGGGGACUCCUAUGACCCCUAUGACUUCACCAACACGGAGGAGGAAAUGCCUCAGGUGCACACUCCAAAGGCAACAGACUCACAGGAGACCAAGGAGUCCCAGAAGGUGGAGUUGAGUGAAUCCAGGUUGAAGGCCUUCAAGGCGGCCCUCUUAGAGGUGUUCCGGGAAGCUCAUGCACAAUCGGUUGGCGUGAAUCGCCUCACGGAAUCCGUCAACCAAGACAACGAAGAGCCCUUCUCCUCUGCGGAGAUCCAGGCUGCGCUGAGCAGGAUGCAAGACGACAACCAGGUCAUGGUCUCCGAGGGCAUCGUCUUCCUCAUCUGAGGGCCCUCGUCUUUGGACUGUGGGAUCCGGCCAAGAAAGUUCCUUCCAGUUUCCUCUUCGCCCUCCCCCCAGCCCAGCGUUUGCCUUCAUUCCCUGAAUGUCAGUGUUGAAUUGAACUGAAGUGGAGGACAGGUGACAAGCAGAGUCAGGACUUGGUGGAAGCCUGAGGACGGGUCAGGAAAACUGCCGUGGGGCCAAGAGAAGGUGGACGGGACCAAGGAGAUGUGUCUUCACUGCACAAGACUAAACCACAAGGGUCCUUCCCCAUCCCCACUGCCCGUCCCAAACAAGCCACACCAUUCUUCACUGUAGACGGCACAACCUCUGAGUAUGUUAGGGGGUCACAGCUGGUUUCUGUUCAUGUGUUGGCUUCCACCCCCCAGCACUUUGGUCUAGAACAGACUCUGGUGGUUCUGUGCUGAUGGAGAGAGACUGAGGCAAGUCCUUAGGCCUAGAAAGCUUGCUUUGCGGUAGCACCACUUAAGACUUAUAUGGAAUUUUGACCUAAACACCCAAGACAUUAAUAAACACUCAUUUUUUAUACUCUC